CAAAUCCAAAUGUUAUGAACCGGGUGCCAAAAAAUCAGUCUCUUGCUCGACUUUGUUUUGAGUACCAAAUUUAAGUUUCUGCUGCUAGAUCGAUCAAAUAAAUUAAGUCAAAUUUCCUGCACAAGAUGCCUCCAUUUUGCAGCAUGAAUAGAUGUUCGAAUCCGUGGUUUCUGCGCGCCGUGCGCCAGCACAUACGUAAUAUCCACGAGAUGAGGAUUCCGUACGCCCGUCCGGUGGGCCUAAGUCAGCGCAAUUUCACAUUGGAGCCACUGGGCAACCGGGAACUCAUCCGCGUCCACGGGGCCGAGGUGGUGCCAUUCUUGCAGGGUCUCUCGACCAACGAUGUGGCCCGGAUUCGUUCACCGGGGGGUCCUGCCUCAAUGUACGCCCACUUCCUCAACAAGGCGGGCAGGCUGCUGUACGACACAAUCUUGUACCGCACCAACAAUCCGGAAACCAUCCUAAUUGAGUGCGAUCGGGAGGCUUCCUCGGACUUCCGACGCCACCUCCGCACUUACCGCGUUCGCAGACGCAUUGAGGUCGACAGUGUGGACGAUGAGUAUACCACUUGGGUGAUGUUCAACCUUAAGGACGCUUCGGAGGCUGUACCCAAUCCACAUCCGGACUUAUUUGUGUCCCUCGACCCGAGGCUGCCCGUCCUUGGCACACGCAUCCUGGCUCCUACCGACAUGGACUGGGCCAAGCUGUCGAAAUGUUUUGUCGACUUUGGAACCGCCACACCAGCCUCUCCUGAUAAUAAUUAUCAGCUUCUUCGCUACAAGCAGGGAGUGGGCGAGGGCUGCUCGGAACUGCCUCCGGGCAAAUGUUUUCCUCUCGAAGCAAAUGCAGAUUACCUACAUGGCGUGAGCUUCCAAAAGGGCUGCUAUGUCGGCCAGGAGUUGACCGCCCGCGUCCAUCAUUCGGGCGUGAUCCGAAAGAGAUACAUGCCCAUCCGGUUGACAGCUCCUAUUGAUUUGGGUUCCAACCAGGACGUAACUUCUGUUGCUGGAGCGAAACUAGGACGCGUCUUUGGUUUUGCGCACAAGCAUGGUGUUGCACUGUUGCGAAUCGAGAAGGUUCUCAACGGCCGUCCGGAGCUAAUGAUCGAUGGCGAGCGUUGUUUUGUGGAACGUCCGGAAUGGUGGCCAGAGGAUCUGCCUGGAAAGCGUCGCAUGGCGUUCGCUGAAUGACCUACGAACUGAAUUGACCAACUAUUUGUUAUUAUACCAUUGUUAUAAGUGUAGUAAAUGUAACUAGUCUUCGUAAAA
Molecule: messenger RNA, 1268 nt
Organism: Drosophila yakuba
Lineage: Eukaryota; Metazoa; Arthropoda; Insecta; Diptera; Drosophilidae
Product: putative transferase CAF17 homolog, mitochondrial
Exons: 2
Coding region: 126-1190 (354 amino acids)
Cellular component (GO): mitochondrial matrix
Molecular function (GO): protein binding
Source: RefSeq, a predicted model, not a curated record